CCAGGAGUCGACGUGUACAGAAGUCCUGCUAGUCUGGUCCUUGUUCGCGUCUGGGUACCAGCUUUCCUUCAGCAGUGCAGACGGCAGAGCCUGAGGCCAGUAGAAAGAGGACUCAACUUGUCAGAAUUUUGCAGGUCUGUUAUUCCUAGCACUACACAAAGCUAGAAAAGGCGAGGAAGAAACCGUUCGGAUCAGUACAAGUAGCAGUAAUUGUAUUCAAAGAGGAAUAAACCAGUGAAAAAAAGGAAAAGGAAAGAAGGAAGAGAGACUCACAAGAUGAAACCCUGUCAAAAAACUGAAGGAAAACCAGAAAAUGAGAGUGAAUCAAAGUUUGAGGAAGAGCCAAAGCCUGAGGAAAAACCAGAGUUGGAAGAAGAGCCAGAGGAGAAGGAAAAAACGGAAGGAACUUUUAGAGAAAGACUGAUUCAGUCUCUCCAGGAAUUUAAAGAAGAUAUACACAACAGGCAUUUAAGUAAGGAAGAUAUGUUCAGAGAAGUGAAUGAAAUAGAUGAGAUAAGGAGAGUAAGAAACAAACUUAUAGUGAUGCGUUGGAAGGUUAACCGAAACCAUCCUUAUCCCUAUUUAAUGUAGUUUGCCUUGAUUUUAAUUUUUUUCUGAUAUUAACAUUGUCGUAUAGCUUUUCUUUGAUUUGCAUUUUCCUGAUACACCUUUUUCCAUCCAUUUUUAAUUUGUUGCUAUUACUGACUUUAAGUGCAUCUCUUGUUAAUCUGCAUCUCACUGUUUAUCAUAUUUUGAACCAAUACAAAAGUCUCUGCCUUUUAAUAAGAGAGCUUUACUCAUUUGUACCUAAAGAGGUUCCUGACAGCAUAUAAAAUGAAAAAAAAUUACUAAUAUGUGAAUAUCAUAUUUUUGAAAGCAAGAAUACAUUUGUAUAAUACCUAUAUGCAAAGAAAAAUGUGUGAAGGGUGAAAAUACAAAAAGUAUAGUUAGUGGCAGGAUUAUGAGUAAUUUUUUAUUAUGCUUAUUUGUAUUUUUCCUUACUCCUAGAAUGUACACACAUUAUUGUUAAAAUAAUAAAAGUUUUAUAA
Messenger RNA from Hyaena hyaena (striped hyena), 1049 nucleotides. It is a transcript of the gene TCEAL9, whose product is annotated as transcription elongation factor A like 9. The transcript is spliced from 3 exons. The record is from RefSeq and is a predicted model, not a curated record. Lineage: Eukaryota; Metazoa; Chordata; Mammalia; Carnivora; Hyaenidae. Bases 277 to 591 code for a protein of 104 amino acids.